GAGACCCCUGGAGCUUGACACAGACGGGAUAUGGUGUGUGCUUCCAAAUAGCUUUCCAGAGAACUUUGUCAUCAAGUCAACCCAUUCCAAGAAACCCAAGGUGACCAUUUCCUAUCCAGGGGCUAUGCUGAACAUCAUGGUGAAGGAGGGUUUUACAAACAAUCAAUACCAGGAGCUGGUGGACCCAGCAUCCCUCAAGUAUGUAUCCCGCUCAGAGAACAGCAUCUUUUUUGAAGUAGAUGGUCCCUAUCUGGCUAUGAUCCUCCCAGCCUCCAAGGAGGAGGGCAAGAAGCUAAAGAAAAGAUACGCCGUGUUCAAUGAAGACGGUUCCCUUGCCGAGCUGAAGGGCUUUGAGGUGAAGCGGCGAGGAGAGCUGCAGCUGGUGAAGAUCUUCCAGUCCUCGGUCUUCGAGGCCUUCCUGAAGGGCACCACGCUGGAGGAGGUCUACGCUUCGGUCGCCAAAGUAGCCGAUUACUGGCUGGAUGUGCUGCACAGCAAGGCAGCCAACAUGCCCGAUUCUGAGCUGUUUGAGUUGAUCUCGGAGAACAGAUCCAUGUCUCGGAAGCUGGAGGACUACGGAGAGCAAAAAUCCACAUCCAUCAGCACCGCCAAGCGCUUGGCUGAGUUUCUUGGGGACCAGAUGGUGAAGGACGCCGGCCUGAGUUGUCGGUUUAUCAUCUCAAAGAAACCAGAAGGCUCCCCGGUUACCGAGAGAGCCAUCCCACUUGCCAUCUUCCAGGCCGAGCUCUCCGUGCGCAAGCAUUACCUCCGGAAGUGGCUAAAAAGUCCUUCGCUGCAGGAUUUUGACAUCCGAAUGAUCCUAGACUGGGAGUAUUACAUUGAAAGACUGGGCAGCACAAUCCAGAAGAUUGUCACCAUCCCAGCAGCACUGCAGCAGGUGAAGAAUCCGGUCCCCCGUGUCCGUCAUCCGGAUUGGCUGCACAAGAAGCUGCUGGAGAAAAAUGACGUCUUCAAGCAGAAAAAAAUCAGCGAGCUCUUUGCCAGUGAAGGCAAAAGACAGGUCUCCACUAACGUAGCCAGGGAGGAUACCCCAAAUAGUCAAGUGACCGACAUGGAAGAUUUUGGGGUCACCAAACCUCUGCAGCCAGCGCCCCCUAUAUCAAGCAAGCGUAAACGAAUCCCCACAGCGGAGGAGAGCCAGCCCCAGUCCCAAGCUCUGGAGCUCACCCAAUCGUGGAGGGAGAUCCUGGGAACCCCACCGCCCAUCGGCACCACUAAAGAGGAACGCCUGCUGUGGCUCCGCUACCAUAAGAAAAAGUGGGAGCUUCAGGCUCGUCAGCGCCAGGAGCGCCGGAAGAAGCGGAGGCUGGCCGAUGGAGAAGCCGUCCUGGGGGGCGGAGUGAUCCGAGCUGGGCCCUCCAAAGGGCUGAGCAAUUACCUGCGCAAGACCGCCCGGAGUAUCCUUGACAUGCCCUGGCAGAUAGUACAGAUUGCUGAGACUGGCCAGCCAGGCCUCUUCAAGCUAUGGGCUGUGAUUGGGAGUGAUCUCUAUUGCCUCAAGCUGAAUGUCCCACGUAUCUUCUAUAUCAACCAGCGUGUUCCUAAACCUGAAGAGAGCACGGUCUAUAGAAAGGUGAAUCGAAUUCUUCCCCGUUCCAGCUUGGCCUUCAACCUGUACGAGUACUCGGUGCCUGAAGAUAUGUACCUGGAGCGCAUCAAUGAGAUCAACGCCAGCCUCUCUGCUCCAGACAUUGAGGGGGUUUAUGAGACCCAGGUGCCAUUACUCCUCCGGGCCCUGGUUCACCUGGGCUGCGUCUGCAUGGUGAAUAAGCAUUUGGUGAGGCACCUGAGUGGCCGGGAAGCCGAGACGUUUGACCUGGAGCACCUGGAGAGGAAGUCUCUGGCACAGUUCAGC
Protobothrops mucrosquamatus (brown spotted pit viper) is the source of this 1876-nucleotide messenger RNA. Its product is annotated as DNA polymerase epsilon catalytic subunit A-like. The transcript is spliced from 12 exons. Gene Ontology annotation, molecular function: DNA-directed DNA polymerase activity; DNA binding; single-stranded DNA 3'-5' DNA exonuclease activity. Gene Ontology annotation, biological process: DNA replication proofreading; leading strand elongation; nucleotide-excision repair, DNA gap filling. The record is from RefSeq and is a predicted model, not a curated record. The annotation marks the transcript as partial. NCBI's taxonomy places the organism in Eukaryota, Metazoa, Chordata, Lepidosauria, Squamata, Viperidae. Gene Ontology annotation, cellular component: epsilon DNA polymerase complex.